UUCAUGCCACAGAAGCUGCACAAAUAUCUAAUAUACAAAAUUAAAUGUACUAAAUAAAUUCAAUAUUUUUAAACCUCAUUUGUAGUCAUUUUCGGGCUACGGAAUCCAUGUUACUUUCCCCGGGUUGCGAUAUCGUAGGACAUUACGAGGAGUACAGGAAGGCAGCAGGAGCAGCAGUCAGGGGAGCAGGCCUGGCUCAAGUUCCGCAUAAUUUUCACACUUUGUGGACAUAAAUUAUACGAUGGAUUCACACUCUCCGCCGAAGCCCUGGGAAAGGCGGAUUCCAGGGGCAAUGACUGCACCUAUAAAUUACAGAUCUGCAAACACUGGACCAUAUGCAGGCCCCUCUGCCCCCGCAGGUCCUCCUGUUCUGACCAGGAUGGCGCCCCCACUGCCCCCUCGUCCCGUCCAACAGUCCUAUCGUCCGGCCUACAGCUCUUUCACCUCCUCUUACAGCCCCUAUGGGAGCUCCAUCUAUGGGGGUUACAGCCCCUACAGUUAUGGUGGUGGCUACGGCCUGGGGGGGUACAACCGCCUCUCCCAUAUGGAUGACGUCGCCCCCAGCCGGUUUGUGCAACAGGCUGAGGAGAGCAGCCGUGGUGCCUUCCAGUCCAUCGAAAGCAUUGUCCAGGCCUUUGCAUCAGUUAGUAUGAUGCUGGACGCCACCUUUUCAGCGGUGUAUAACAGUUUCCGUGCUGUGCUGGACGUAGCCAACCACCUCACACGGCUGCGUGCACACCUCACCCGCGUUCUGUCAGCCUUUGCUCUGGUACGCACCUUGCGCUACCUCUACCGACGAUUGCAGAGGCUCCUGGGGCGAAGGUCGGACUCUGAGGUUGAGGACUUGUGGGCAGACAGUGCAAGCGAUGCCCUGGCUACAAGUGGGUCCAGAGGGUAUGGAGCAGGGAUGGAGGACCAGACUGUGAAGUCCUGGCCAAUCUUUCUGUUUUUCGCUGUAGUCCUGGGGGGACCCUACCUUAUCUGGAAACUGCUGAGCUCCAGCCCUGGCUCUGAAGAAAACGCCACGAACUGGGCCAGUGGAGAGGAUGACCAUGUAGUGGCCAGAGCGGAGUAUGACUUUGCAGCUGCAUCUGAGGAGGAGAUCUCUGUGCAGCACGGAGACAUGCUGAACCUUGCCCCUAAAGAGCAACAGCCCAGAGUGCGAGGCUGGCUUCUUGCCAGCGUGGAUGGUCAGACCACAGGACUUGUCCCAGCCAACUAUGUAAAGAUCCUUGGCAAGAGGAGAGGCCGUAAGCAUGCAGAGAUGGAGAGGCUUGCUCAGGCCCAGCAAGGCAACACACAGGCCUCCCCGACAGCCCUUACUGCACACCCACAGUCAAAUCCUUCCCAAGGCUUUACCCCGGGCCUUGGUUCAGCCGCCACUUCAGCUUCCACAGAGGAGCUGCUGCAGUCAGUGUACACAGAAACGCCAGCUUCCGUCAGUCUGGGAACAUCCAGCUCCAGUUUGCCCUCCAGCACAGCACUAAACAUCCCUGAGAAGACUGACUUGUGAUGCUUGUGCAUGCAUGAAUAACUCUGUAUGCAAGUUCUCGUGUGUUCCCAGCAUUGGUUUGCACAGUCAAGUACCUGUUUGCAGCAUUUAACGUUUGACUAACUGUCAGCUGAUAGUAAAUAUUUGGGGAAGCACCAUGACGUUCAGUAAGAUUUGCUCAAAGUUGUUCCUCAGCUCAUCUAGAAUGAUUUCAAUCAUCAAACACAAUUUGGACUGUCUUUAAAGGUUAUUGAUCAGAAAUGCUGUCCAUACACAGGUCCCCUGUUGUAUUGUUCGGUUUUAACCAGUGUGUCUCAAACUAGAAGGUUAUCAUUUAUGUUUCUUUAGUCAGAGCUUGUACAUGAAAGAAAGUUUUGUGUAUCCUCUACAUGUGAUAGACUGCUGUUCUUAAGAUCAUAUCUGAUAUAAGAUGUAGUGUCUUAAGAUUAGUUCAAUGUUUAAAUUAAUGAGGUGCACUGAUACAUCACCUGCAUACUGACAGUGUGAGGACCACGCCAGGGUAUUUUGUUUGACAGUGUAAUUGUUUAACCGUGUAUGUGGAUUUGGCUGCUUGGUCCCCUGUAUUGUCUUCUUUGUCAAGCAAAUAAGAUUGGAUUCACUCAUAAUGUGAAGCAGCUAGUUUUGCACAUUUUCAACAGUUAGUCACAGAAAGUAAUUUUGUAAAUAUUUAAUAUAAUUAUUUUGAAAAUAAAAAAUUCAA
Chelmon rostratus (copperband butterflyfish) is the source of this 2213-nucleotide messenger RNA. It is a transcript of the gene pex13, whose product is annotated as peroxisomal biogenesis factor 13. Gene Ontology annotation, molecular function: protein binding. Bases 242 to 1513 code for a protein of 423 amino acids. The transcript is spliced from 4 exons. Lineage: Eukaryota; Metazoa; Chordata; Actinopteri; Chaetodontiformes; Chaetodontidae. Gene Ontology annotation, cellular component: peroxisomal membrane; peroxisome; peroxisomal importomer complex. Gene Ontology annotation, biological process: protein import into peroxisome matrix, docking. The record is from RefSeq and is a predicted model, not a curated record.